Amborella trichopoda is the source of this 1534-nucleotide messenger RNA. RefSeq lists its product as uncharacterized. Lineage: Eukaryota; Viridiplantae; Streptophyta; Magnoliopsida; Amborellales; Amborellaceae. The record is from RefSeq and is a predicted model, not a curated record. Gene Ontology annotation, molecular function: ubiquitin protein ligase activity.
AUCCUGAAUCAGGAAACAGGGAAAGAAAGCACUUGAAUUUGUUUAUGAGCUUUGAACACAUAUAAAUACUUUUAUUGUCACCAUUACUACUGCACAAUCUUUCUCUCUUACACCCUUUUUCUCUCUUCAAUCUGUACAUUUUCUCUCUCUACCUCACUGUGCAUUCAGUAGCCAUUGAAUCAUGUCCAUGCAGAACAAAUCACCAGCAAAGGCACAGAGCAGAAGGAGAUUGAGAAGAUGGAACCAAACCACUAUAAGCCAUAGUGAACAGAUGCCUCCUCCUCCAUUUGACCCUGAAACCACAACUGGUUGCAAAUCUUCUCUCUCAUCUCUCCUCCUCUCUACAUUCAUGAACACAUCCACCACUGUUAGCAACAACAUCAGAGCAAAAAACCCAUCACCAAACUCCUCUUCUUCUUCUUCUUCUUUUCGGGGCCUUGGGUGCUCCUCUGCGCCUGAUGUUUACAAUCCAACAUCGGCUCAUGGCCUUGUUAGAGCCUCAGCAGAUUGGCAAUCCAAAAAAGCAAAGAGGAGUGCCAAGAAGCCUCAUCCGAGGCGAAAACAGAGUACCCAAGUUGUGGAUUCUGAUGUUUGGUGCCCUCCUUGUAUCUCUCUUUCCACUGAUGCUACUUCCAUUGAUCCAGUCUUUUCCAGGGGCCGUGUUCUUGUCUCUGAUAAUGGGGGUCACAAGGGGGUUCAUGGUGGGAACAGGGGCCUGAGGAGCUUGGUGGCUGAGCAAAAUGCUGUUUCCGAGAGGAAAUACAGGGAGCGCCCUUGUGUUCCUCGGCGAAUAGAUAUCUCCGAACCAAGCUCUGAUUUGAAUUCCCCUUCCCCAUAUGAAAUGCAACAUCCUAUGCCAGAUGUGAUACCUGUGAGAAAUUACCGUCACCUUCGAGGAUCACAACGCUCUUCUGGAGCAUUUGCAGAGAUUGUGAUGUUCCAGACUAACCUGUUGUUGGGAAUGGAGUCAUUUGAUCGGCACCAAGAAUGGCGACUAGAUGUUGAUAACAUGUCAUAUGAGGAUUUGCUUGAGCUUGGGGAAAAGAUUGGUUAUGUUAACACAGGUUUGAAAGAGGAAGAGAUUGUCCACUGCCUCAGGAAAAUGAAACACUCCAACAUCUUGAACACUUCCCUAUCACAGUUUCUCUGUGAAGGAGAGAACAAAUGUUCUAUAUGUCAGGAAGAAUAUGAAGAAGAUGAUGACUUGGGAAAGCUAGACUGUGGACAUGACUACCAUCUGCAAUGCAUAAAGCAGUGGCUUUUGCGAAAGAAUUCUUGCCCCAUUUGCAAGAUCGGUGUUGUUCAAAGUUGAAAAAACAAAACGUGAAGUCAUAUUGUGCUUUCAAUUUCUUGUUCUCUACAUUUUUUUCAAGCAGAUCUUUUUGUUUUCCUUAACUUUCGUUAUUCUUCCAUGAGGUUAUGUACAGAUUCUGGGGUUGAGAGGAACAACAAUCAUUCUUUGUGUUGUACCCUAUAGAUGUGGAUUCCAUUUGGUUAAUUCAGAAUUUUGGGGAUUUUGCAUCACCCCCAAUUA